This is a messenger RNA of Poecile atricapillus (Black-capped chickadee), 1423 nucleotides long. Its product is annotated as germ cell nuclear acidic protein-like. The transcript has 4 exons. NCBI's taxonomy places the organism in Eukaryota, Metazoa, Chordata, Aves, Passeriformes, Paridae. The coding region runs from base 1 to 1359 and encodes 452 amino acids. The record is from RefSeq and is a predicted model, not a curated record.
AUGUCACCUCCCCGAGGGACACUGGGGACAGGGACAUCGAGGACAGGGAAGGAAGUCUCCGAUGAUGACGUCACGGCCUAUGACGUCAUCGCCGCCGAGGUCCCCGCGGGUGGGGACGGCGAUGACGUCACGGAGGGGCGGGGCAGCCCCUCCCCCCCGCCCGCCGGUGACGUCACAGCCGAGGGUGACGUCACUUCCGCUGUGCCGGGGGAUGAUGUCACCGCUGAUGUCACCGACGGCGAUGAUGUCACUUCCUCUGUCCCGCGGGAAGCUCUCGAUGGUGACGUCACCGCUGACAGUGACGUCAUCACCUCCUGCCCUGGGAGUGGCGUCGCUGAUGACGUCACCGUCCCCAUGAGUGACGUCACCGCUGACAUCAUCGUCCCUGGGCAUGGCUUCAUCGAUGACAUCAUCACCCGUGACGUCACCGAUGACGUCACCACUGAGAGCAACUUCCCACAAGAUCUGGAUUACGUCGCCAAUGACGUCAUCACCAAUGACGUCAUCACCUUGCACACCCUCACUGAUGACGUCAUUGCCCCGGAGAGCAGCGUCACCGAUGACGUCAUCGAGCGUGGCUUCCCUGGUGAUGUCAUCGCCUGGGGCGAGGCCACGCCCCCUCUCCCAGGGGACGAUGACGUCACGGUGGGAGGUGACGUCACCGGUGACGCCGUCGGCGUGGGCGCCCGCAUCGAUGACGUCAUCGCCGCCCGCCGCGUCCCGUCCCUGCCCGGGGAUGACGUCAUCGAUGACGUCAUAGCCUGGGGGCAUCUCGGCGAUGACAUCAUCCUCCGGGAUGACCUCCCCGAUGACGUCACCGAGGACGAUGACGUCACCCUCCCCGGCCCGGGCUCCCUCCCCGCCGAUGACGUCAUCACCGCCGAUGACGUCACCUCCUCCCUGCUGGGUGACGUCACCGGGGACCUUGAUGGCGCCUGGGACGACCUCGCCGAUGACGUCACCGCCGACGAUGACAUCACGCCCUUCCUGCCCUUGGAACGGCCCCCGGGCCCCGACGAUGACGUCGGCGAUGACGUCACCGAUGACAUCACCGAUGACGUCACCGACGACGUCACCCCGGGGGCGGAGCAUCCCCUGCUGGGCGCCGCCCCCUUCGGCCGCCGCCACGACGCCGCCGAUGACGUCAGCGAUGACGCGAGCGCGGACGCGCCCCGGGGGGGAGGGGCAGGAGCCCCCCAGACGCCCCCCCCCGGCUGCCCCCUCCUCUUCCUCGCCCUCCUCUGCCUCCUCCUCGCCCUCCUGCUGCUCGCCGGGCUCUGCGCGGCCGUUCAUUACGUCAAGGUUUUCAUCAUCAGCUCGGCCGCGCUGGCGGUGCCGCCCCCCGAGGCCUUCCCGUAGUGAGCCCUGGACCCCAAAAUCAUCCAAAAUCACCCCAAAAUACCCCAAAAUCAUCCAAAAUCAC